Pecten maximus is the source of this 6449-nucleotide messenger RNA. RefSeq names its product transducin-like enhancer protein 4. Gene Ontology annotation, biological process: negative regulation of canonical Wnt signaling pathway; regulation of DNA-templated transcription. Gene Ontology annotation, molecular function: transcription corepressor activity; protein binding. The transcript has 21 exons. Gene Ontology annotation, cellular component: transcription regulator complex; nucleus. The record is from RefSeq and is a predicted model, not a curated record. Lineage: Eukaryota; Metazoa; Mollusca; Bivalvia; Pectinida; Pectinidae. Bases 410 to 2647 code for a protein of 745 amino acids.
UUAUACUGUGUGUGGCAUUUUACAAGGCAGUUCACACGGGCACAUACACAUAGAGAGGUUGAGUCUGUACAUUCGGUAGGAAUUUACAUCAUAUAUCGUCGAAGUACCCGGAUUUUCGUCAUCAAGUUGUGUUUCAAGUUGUUCACAAGGCUGUACCCCGGGUCUAGGGUUCAUAUGGAUGUUACACACCGAGGAAUUAUUUGAUGGAUUACCGAUAAAGGCAGAUUCGCGGGUCGACCUCGAGCCGUGUUGUGUGUAGCUGACUGGUCGAUGUGCAUUCCAUACAGACGUCGUUUCCCUAUGUUAUUGCAUGUGUAGAAUCUUUCUAGUGUUGGAUUGUAUGAAAAGUACAAUCUAAAUGAAGACUGGUGUGUUUUUUGGGAUAUAGUUUAAGCUAAUAAACCCAGCGAUGUAUCCGAAUCGCCACCCGACGCCACACCAACCCGGCCAACCGUUUAAAUUUACGGUGGCGGAAUCGUGCGAUCGAAUAAAAGAAGAAUUCAGCUUUCUACAAGCCCAAUAUCACAGUUUAAAAAUGGAAUGCGAGAAACUGGCUCAGGAAAAGACAGAAAUGCAACGACACUAUGUUAUGUAUUACGAGAUGUCCUAUGGAUUAAAUGUGGAAAUGCAUAAACAGACUGAAAUUGCUAAGAGGCUGAAUGCUAUUUGUGCUCAGGUCAUUCCAUUUCUCUCUCAGGAGCAUCAGCAGCAAGUGGCGGCAGCAGUAGAAAGAGCCAAACAGGUGACUAUGACAGAACUCAAUGCUAUCAUUGGGCAGCAGAUGCAGGCUGGCCAGCACUUGGCAGGUGCCCAUGCACAUGGAGCCCCACCCUUCCCGAUGCCUCCCCAUCCCCCCGGACUACAGCCCCCAGGGCUACCCUCUAGUACUGCCUCCACCCUUCUCGCCCUCACCGGACACAGUGCCCUCGGGCUUUCCACACACCUCAACUCACUCAAGGAGGAAAAAGACGAAAAACAUAGGUCUUCCACCUCACCUGGAGAUAGAGACAAGUAUGGAGAAAAAUAUGCAGAGAAAUUCAGCGAAAAAUACCCAUCACACCGCAGCCGAACUCCAGAAGUAAAUGAAAAUGCAUCAAAGAAGCGUAGAACAGAAGAAAAAUCUGUUGAUAGUGACGCUGAAAAGAGCGACUCGGAGCUGGUUGUCGACGUCGGGGAGGUGAGAAGCAACAAACCAAUCACUGACACGGCUCCUCCUAUGAAUGGAGAUUUAUCACCAAGAGAAAAAGUCCCCAAAGAGCUCCCAAAGAAAUCAGAAGAUCGGAUAAGUCCUAGAAGUGAUGCUUCCUCACACGGAAGUGUUGCAUCCAACAAACAUGGCCGAGAGAAUGAAAAGGCAUCAACUCCUGUUUCAAAGCCAGCCACCCCAACAAGUUCAGGAAGCACAACGCCUGGGCCCUCUGGAGGGAGUGCCAUGAAGUCAGGUGCGAAGUUCCCUCUUGCAGGUUCCUAUCCCCCUUUUAUGCCCCCAGGCGGACCCCAUGGCCUACCCGCAGAGAUCCCUCCGGCCAACUAUAGUAACGGAAUCCUCCACAACAACAUCUCCCCAAACCCUGCCAUUGGAAACUACCACCGCCCUUUGUUUGAUCCUCACCCCCCAGCGAUGAGGCCCGGGGCAGGCAUGGGAGGAAUCCCCGGGGGAAAGCCAGCAUAUUCCUUCCACGUAAGCGUUGAUGGCCAGAUGCAGCCUGUGCCAUUUCCACCAGACGCUCUGAUUGGUCAGGGUAUUCCGCGCCACGCUAGGCAGAUCAACACACUGAACCAUGGGGAGGUUGUGUGCGCUGUCACUAUCAGUAAUCCCACGAGACAUGUCUACACUGGAGGCAAGGGAUGUGUAAAAGUAUGGGAUAUUAGUCAACCAGGAAACAAAAGUCCCAUUUCACAGCUAGAUUGUCUGCAAAGAGAUAACUAUAUCCGAUCCAUUAAGCUUCUCCAAGAUGGCAGGACGUUAAUUGUGGGAGGUGAAGCCAGUACACUCUCCAUAUGGGACCUGGCCGCGCCCACUCCACGGAUCAAAGCCGAGCUGACCUCAAGUGCACCUGCAUGUUAUGCUCUGGCCAUUAGUCCAGACUCCAAGGUCUGCUUCAGCUGUUGUAGUGAUGGUAACAUCGCAGUCUGGGACCUCCAUAAUCAGACACUCGUAAGGCAAUUCCAAGGUCACACAGAUGGAGCAAGUUGUAUAGACAUUUCCCCUGAUGGUACAAAACUAUGGACUGGAGGGCUGGACAACACUGUCCGGUCCUGGGACCUUAGGGAGGGCCGACAACUACAACAGCACGACUUUAGUUCACAGAUCUUCUCACUGGGGUACUGCCCUACAGGAGAGUGGCUAGCUGUGGGUAUGGAGAGCAGUAAUGUGGAGGUAUUACACUGUAGUAAACCUGAUAAAUAUCAGCUACACCUCCACGAGAGCUGCGUUUUGUCACUCAAGUUUGCAUACUGUGGCAAGUGGUUCGUCAGUACUGGCAAGGACAACCUUCUAAAUGCAUGGCGCACUCCUUACGGUGCUAGUAUCUUCCAGUCGAAGGAAUCUUCGUCAGUGUUGAGCUGCGACAUAUCAACUGACGACAAGUACAUUGUGACGGGUUCAGGCGACAAAAAGGCCACACUGUACGAAGUUAUAUUCUAAAUGACACACUGCCGUGUCGCACAGAUCUCCUAGGCCACCACAAGUGUUUCACUGAGCGUGCCGGAACUCUUGGUGAAAUCCAGUGUUCACUUCCAAUUCAGACAUACGUAAGCUUGAUGCUGAUUGGUGGAAACCCAUGUUGUAUUCUGAAAGGACAGAAUUUAGAUAUAUAUGGAAGGCACCAACAGGGCUAUGAAAUGGACCAACAGAACUGAUCAUUUUACUUCAUGGUGACACUUAGACAACCAACUAUUGAAAUGAGGCACAUCAGCUUCUGUCGGUGUCAAACCUGAGAAAUCCAGUUCCUUGUGAACACAAAGUGUAAACGAGUUCAGAAACACUUUUUUUCCCUCACUGUAUUUCUGGAUUAAAUGUUGAAUGGCAGAUUUCAUGUGGUAGUGGUUCCCAUGAUUACUAAAAGUAAUUGCCAUGGAAACAGACUAAACCCUGCUACAGAGUGCUAUAAUUACCUCAUAAACAUACGUGUAUAUGUAGAUGGGAGGAGCCGUAGCGCAAAAUGAACACAAGUCGACGGAGUCAUCUUGCCCAAAGUCCCUGUGAUUAGAAGUAUUGAUCAAGUGUGUGUAAAUAUUUUAGACCAUUUUCCCCCAUGUUGUUUUCAAAAACUUUUUUCUCCACCAAAAAAAGUAUAUAUAUAUCGAAACACUGAUGUGGAAAUAAUAAUGUACGGUCAUUUUAGAUGUGACCUUGUAUGAUUUUCCAAGGUCACGGGACUGAGACACUCGGAUGGAUAGUGUUGUGAUUCUGAUGAAUAGUGUACGCAAGAAGUGGUGCGACUGUUACUGGAUGAUAAAUGUUGUUGUAGAAAUGAAAGCUAUUUAACAACAACUUAACCAACAGGCCAGCAGUUCUGUUGACAGUAUAUACAUAGAUAUAUCACAAUAUGUGAAUUUCUCUUCUUUUUUCUCAUUCCUUUUGGGGAAAAUUUGAGCAGCACUUUCUCUUUUGAACAAAUCCUGGUCAAAGUAUGACUGCAGGCUGCUUGGAAGUCAUUUUUCAUUCUUAUUGAUAAGUCAUCAGCCCGUAUAUGGGAAAAUCAGGUAGAUAAUUAUAUAUAUGUGUGUGGUAUUUGUCGGUGUUGUUGUCCGAGUUUUUCUCCCUAGUGUUUUUUAUGGAUAGACAACACUUCACUCAGGUCACGGUCCAUCAGUGGACAGAACACUGUAUGCAUGCCCAUUUUAGAAUCCAAUUCCGUUUAGAAUUUUUUUUUUUUUAAAUUGAGAUAAUUUUUGUUUGAUCAGAUUUGUAGGCUCAUGUGCACUCAAUAAGAUUGUAGUGACAUGAUCUAUCAAGAUCAGUAAAGCAUUUGUUUGCUGAAUGAGUAUGAUGAUCACUUCUUGUGAUGGGUCAGAAUUACUAUUGCUCCUUAAUGUGUGUUCAUGAAAUCGGAGUGAAUAUUACCUUUUGAUAUUCACCCCAUAUUAAUGAACUUGACAUUAGUGUACGGUUCAAGAAAUUUAUAAGUAUGAACAUUACCUUUGAUUAUAUGUUCAUGGCCACAAGUUGAUGUAUUGACUAGAUGUUAAUGACAUCACCACUAAAACUUCGUGUUCUGGAGAAACAAGUGACCAUGUAUUCAGUGUUCGACGUGCUAUGCAUGCACACUUUACCCUCUGCAAUAAUGUUCAUCUGCCCUUCCAUAUCUCAUCAUGGGCACUAGACACGAAAAAUCGGCCAGCAUGCAGGACACUAGACACGAAAAGUCGGCCAGCAUGCAUGUUGCAGCAGUGAAAAACAGCACAAAAUCAUAUCUGUUCAAAUUUCUAUCUCAAUUUGUCAUCAGUGAUAUACUAACACUUACAAAUGUAAGAUGCUUUUUUUUUUAAUUUUAAGGUACUUGUUUGUCAAGUGAAGGACUAAACAAAUGUUACUUUCUGAGGCUAGAAAAUUUGAACAUGCAAAAUAUUCUUCAUGGAAAAAAGUUUGCAAGAAUGGAAUGUCACUGUACUGUCAAAGAGAUGCAAGAAUUGCUUAAAUUGUCUUUGAUUUGAUUAAGAUUUCUUUAUAAAUAUACACAAAAGGCUUCAUUCCUAGAAAUCCAGGAAUCCUUCAAGUUACAUAUUAUACUGGUAAAGUGAAAGUAACAUACCAAUAUACCUCUGCCAGGGCCUGCUAAUGACAGUCCCAUCUCAUAUCCAUUGUUUGUAAAUGAACUGUAUACAUGUUGUGUAAAUGGUGAGAAAGGAGUGUCAUUGUGCUAAGUGGAACAGUAUGUAUAAAUAUUAAGUUUGACAGGGGUGCGCCAAGGGGUAUUUGUACCUGAACAAUAGUUGGAUUAGUAUGUAUUAUAUUGAAAAAAAAUGUGUGACUGGGGUAUGCUAUGGGGUAUAUAUGUUCAUGUGCUGAAAAUAGUCCAAUUAUCACCUCUCCCGUUCAUAGCAGAUAUUGUGCUUGUGGAUUCUUUUGUUAUCAUCCCACACUUUGUGUUAAUUGUCUGCUCAAGCUCCGAGCAUAAUAAUAAUUAUGAUGAUGAUGAUGAUGAUGACAUCAUAUUACAUAUGUAUCCUAUUAUAGGAGAAAAUUGUCGUUCAUUUUCACGACAUGGACUUGGAAAUAUGUGACAUUUCUAGUCAAUAGGUUUCUCUUCACGGAUGUCCGAGGGUAUGUUUUAUCAACAGCUGUUGUCUGUAAGUCUGUCUGGUUCAACAAAGUAGUAAUUAAUGUCACUUCUAGAAUCAAUUAUCAUUUGUCCGUUUGAACUGUUCGGAAAAUUGUUUAUUCUAAAUACAAACUGUAGUAAUAGUUCUGGACAAAAAUAAAACACUUUGGAAAAAAAAAUUUGUUCAAAACCCAAAAUUUUCCCUGAUGCAAUUUAGUUUCCAGGAAAUGUAUUUUUGAGGACACUCACAAAAUCUUGUUUGAUGUUGUAUGACACAGGCAAUCUUUCGUAUUUCGUCAAAAAAAACAACAACCAAAUGGCAGCAAGGUGAUAGGGUAUUAUUUUGUUCCUAUCAGAAAGGUACCUAUAGACUAAUAGUAGUUUAGAUACAAAAUAUACAUUCCCCCCAGACUGCACGACAACACUAGGAUCAUAUCAAACAGACAACUGAUAGCCCCCUCUCUAUCGUAGGCUGGUUCUCUCCCCUUUGUUCCUCUUUACUGUACAGGUGACGCUUCCAGUCUCAAGUACCAUUCAUGCUAUGGUCAUUGUCUGUUAUCAGGCAAUCCAGAAGAUUGUUGCACAUUUGCAUUCUGGGAUUGUAAUUAUCUCCACUAGAGGAUUCCACCUGCUAUGGGUCAAUAUCUGGAACCUUAUUCAUAUGCAUGCUAUAUAAUCUUUCACAGAUGUUGCCACCAGUUAAACUGUUCAGAUUAUAUAGGUAGAGUACUUUAAGAUGCUUCUAAAGAGAUGGCAGCACCUGUUCUGUGGGGCUCAUUUCCAUGGUGACAGAACCUGUGUGUGGCUACUAGUUAAAUGUUAGGUGCAUUGCAUAGGUAGCAGCACCAUCCACAUAGGAUGCUUCCACACAGGUGGCAGCACCAGUUCUGUGAGAGCAUGUUACAUCUAGGUGGCAGCACCUGCUCUUAGGGGUAUGUUGCACAGGUUCACAACUGGUACUAUGUCCCUGAGAGAGGUCAAAGGUUAUAGAGAAUCAGCCACUCCUAUCCCAGUACAAGUGUUGCGCUUUGGCGGUUUCUACAUGGUGAUGCUAGAGUUCAGGGCCCCUGUAUUUGUGGGCAGGUUUGAGAGACGGACUAGAAACAGCAAGUAGAUAUGAUACCCUGUUGAAAUUGUUAUAACUAUUCUCUAUUUUUGUAAUUAAAAGUUUACAAAAACAAA